CCCGACGCGCUACGUCGUCCCUUCAGUUUGAAUCUCGGCGGGCGGGCGAUGGCGGUGUUGCGGCCCUUCGACAAGCUCCCGGUGCUCAACACCGCCAGCUUGCUGCUGGUGGGUUCGGACCAGCGGCUCCAGCAGGAACUGGCGCAGGCGAUCGUCAAGGAGAAGAAGAGCUCCAACAUCAGCAUUCACCUUGCUACAUCCCUCCCCUUAUCUUCAGAGAGGGAUCAUCUUCGGCCCAGGAUAGAUCUGAUCGUGUUUAUGAUUGACAUCAAGAACAAAUACAGCUUGAAGAAUGUUAAAGCUUCCCUAGCUCAUGUGGCUGCCAGCUUCUUCCUGGGGAAAGUGUGCUUUCUUGUCACUGGGGUUGGCAGGGUGAAUUACUGCAGUGUAGAAAUUAAUUCCAUCUGGAAACUGGGAGAAGUCUACUGCAGUCCUGUGUUAUUCUGUGAGCUGGAGUUGGAAGGGAUACGAGUUGCCACUGCUCAGCGACUUCUCCGGAUGUUACAGAUCUGUGCUGGUCACGUACCAGGAGUUUCUGCUUUGUCCUUUAGCUUUCUGUUGAGGAGCUCCAACUAGCUUCACAUUGUGAGAAUUGAGUCACAUUCAUCAUUUUUUUCACUUCAGUCAUUCAAGCUGCUCCAGUUAGAAUCACAUUGGGAAGCUUUUUUGCCUGACUUGUCAUGACCACUCAUCCAGAGCUGUUCCUAGUUGCUAAUCACUCAAGAAAAGCUGGAUUCCUGUUCAGUGGAUAAUGUAGAGGUGCUGUGGGGAGGGCAGUUUUAACUGGGGACUCCUAUCUGUUACCGUAUUUCAAUCCCAUUUCAUGAUCAAGUUUGAGUUUCACCCACUUUGCCAGAGGCCAGGAGCCAUGUGUUCUACUGAGAGAAUAUCAGAACACGCUGCUAUCCAAAUGCCGAAUACCAUGCUGAGUAUCUUAGUUUCCCAAAGUACUAGAGAAAAGGCAGCAAGCUCCUGCUUCCUUCCAGUUGAAAUAUAGCACCUUGGACUAACGCGAAACCUGGCUGCCAGGUUUUGUCUCUCCAUCAAGAGAAUAAUGGGGAAGGAAGGUUGUUCUGCAGCUUCUAGAUAGACUGCAGCUGGCAGUUAGUUAUCCAGCUGUGUUAGUGAUCCAGCUGUGUGAGCACCUGACCAGUGAAGGGCUCCAUGCCUGAAACUUAACUGGGGAGGAAGGGACUAAAGAAGAUAAUUGAGCACUUUAGCUUUCUUAUAGAUAUUUAAAGAAAAAGGCUCCAUCUAUCAAACCCAGGAUAACAAGCAACCCUAGUUUGUCAAGCCUAGGAUAACCAUAUUCUUACUGCAAUUCAGUAGUUUGUUAUGGAGCUGUAACUUAAUAAAAUGUGUAAUAUUUAAUAA
Messenger RNA from Strigops habroptila (Kakapo), 1374 nucleotides. RefSeq names its product centromere protein M (gene CENPM). The record is from RefSeq and is a predicted model, not a curated record. Bases 49 to 576 code for a protein of 175 amino acids. NCBI's taxonomy places the organism in Eukaryota, Metazoa, Chordata, Aves, Psittaciformes, Psittacidae. The transcript has 6 exons.